Messenger RNA from Conger conger (European conger), 1628 nucleotides. RefSeq names its product tubulin beta chain-like. The record is from RefSeq and is a predicted model, not a curated record. Gene Ontology annotation, biological process: mitotic cell cycle; microtubule cytoskeleton organization. NCBI's taxonomy places the organism in Eukaryota, Metazoa, Chordata, Actinopteri, Anguilliformes, Congridae. Gene Ontology annotation, molecular function: GTP binding; GTPase activity; structural constituent of cytoskeleton. The transcript has 4 exons. The coding region runs from base 111 to 1448 and encodes 445 amino acids. Gene Ontology annotation, cellular component: microtubule; cytoplasm.
CUUCGGCUAGACAAGGGAUUUCUUUUCCAGGGCUGUGGCGCAUAACACUGACUGGGACUGCGGCUUUUAAAGUUUGAUACAAUUUAGUUACCAUUCAUACAAAGCACAAAAUGAGGGAAAUCGUUCAUUUGCAAGCUGGACAAUGCGGAAACCAGAUCGGCGCUAAGUUCUGGGAGGUGAUCAGUGACGAGCAUGGUAUUGACCCGACCGGCGGUUACCUUGGAGACAGUGACCUGCAGCUGGAUAGGAUCAAUGUGUAUUACAAUGAAGCAUCUGGUGGAAAGUAUGUGCCACGUGCAGUCCUGGUCGAUUUGGAGCCAGGGACUAUGGAUUCGGUGAGAUCUGGACCUUUUGGCCAGAUUUUCAGGCCAGACAACUUUGUCUUUGGCCAGAGUGGAGCUGGGAACAACUGGGCCAAGGGCCACUACACUGAAGGAGCUGAGCUGGUGGACUCGGUCCUGGAUGUGGUGAGGAAGGAGGCUGAGAGCUGUGACUGCCUGCAGGGCUUCCAGCUCACCCACUCUCUUGGUGGGGGCACUGGCUCUGGCAUGGGCACCUUGCUCAUCAGCAAGAUCAGAGAGGAGUACCCCGACCGCAUCAUGAACACCUUCAGUGUGGUGCCUUCACCAAAGGUGUCGGACACUGUGGUAGAGCCCUACAACGCAACCCUCUCUGUCCACCAGCUGGUUGAGAACACAGAUGAGACCUACUGCAUUGACAAUGAGGCCCUCUACGACAUCUGCUUCCGCACCCUCAAACUCACUACACCCACAUAUGGAGACCUGAACCACCUGGUGUCCGCUACCAUGAGCGGGGUCACAACCUGCCUGCGCUUCCCUGGCCAGUUAAACGCCGACCUCCGUAAGCUAGCUGUCAACAUGGUUCCCUUCCCCCGUCUGCACUUCUUCAUGCCCGGCUUUGCCCCCCUCACCAGCAGGGGGAGCCAGCAAUACCGCGCCCUCACUGUUCCUGAACUCACUCAGCAGAUGUUUGAUGCCAAAAACAUGAUGGCCGCCUGUGAUCCACGGCACGGGCGCUACCUGACUGUGGCUGCCGUCUUCCGAGGCAGGAUGUCCAUGAAGGAGGUUGACGAACAGAUGCUGAAUGUACAGAACAAGAACAGUAGCUAUUUCGUGGAAUGGAUCCCAAACAACGUCAAGACUGCCGUCUGCGACAUCCCACCCCGGGGCCUCAAGAUGGCCGCCACCUUCAUUGGCAACAGCACUGCUAUCCAAGAGCUGUUCAAGCGCAUCUCCGAGCAGUUCACUGCCAUGUUCAGGCGCAAGGCCUUCCUCCACUGGUACACUGGAGAAGGGAUGGAUGAAAUGGAGUUCACCGAGGCAGAGAGCAACAUGAAUGACCUGGUGUCCGAGUACCAGCAGUACCAAGAUGCAACCGCUGAAGAGGAAGGCGAGUUUGACGAGGGAGAAGAGGAGGACCUGGCUUAAGCUUUUCAUUCCUUGCUGUCAAACUAAAACCCCAUGAUGUGAUCCACUUUGUGAAACCUUGUUUUUGUUUUUACACCUUUCAGUAUCAAGUUUGAAUGUCGUAACGCCGCUUGGCAACCAACAUGUGCUGUCACUGUAUGAUUAACAACAUUCAAUAAAAGCCCUACAUUUGGUAGCAAA